Molecule: messenger RNA, 264 nt
Organism: Trichomonas vaginalis G3
Lineage: Eukaryota; Parabasalia; Trichomonadida; Trichomonadidae
Product: protein ubiquitination
Exons: 1
Coding region: 1-264 (87 amino acids)
Molecular function (GO): protein binding
Source: RefSeq, a predicted model, not a curated record
AUGGAUCAUCUUGAAGUAGUUAAAUACCUCAUUUAUUGUGGGUGCAAUAAAAAUGAGAAAACAGAUGUUAAUAAUUCAGUAAUUCAUUGGGCAACACUAAAAGGAAAUUUCGAUGUCGUUGAAUAUUUAGUUUCAAUUCGGGCCAAUCUUAAUGAUAAAAACAAUGACGGACAAACUCCACUUGAUUUAGCAAAAGAAAAUCAAAACGAAAAUGAGAACUACAGAAAGAUUGUGAAUCUUCUUUUUAAGGCAGGAGCACGUUAA